AUGGGUCCACCUCGAGCGCCGGCCAAUGAGAGCGUGGAGAUGUCGGCCGUGUCGUACGGCCACGUUAACCGGUCAGAUCCCACGGCUGGGCUGCUGCAGGAGACGGCGGAGAUGGGUCCACCUCGAGCGCCGGCCAAUGAGAGCGUGGAGAUGUCGGCCGUGUCGUACGGCCACGUUAACCGGUCAGAUCCCACGGCUGGGCUGCUGCAGGAGACGGCGGAGAUGGGUCCACCUCGAGCGCCGGCCAAUGAGAGCGUGGAGAUGUCGGCCGUGUCGUACGGCCCCGUUACGGAGAACGACGGCGGAUGGCGGCGCAGAAAACACACGCGGAACAUCAUCUCGUUCGUGGUUUAUCUGGCGCCAGUUCCUACGAUCUGCAAAAUCUACCAGAACAAAUCAGCAGAAGGGUACUCAUCACUGUCCUACAACCUAUCCUUGUUCAGCUGCCUGAUUUGGGUCUACUAUGCGCAUCUCAAACCCAACUCGGUCCUCCUCAUCAGCAUCAACGCCAUCGGAUGCAUCAUUCUGACAUGCUACAUCACCAUCUACCUCGUCUUCGCCACGAGGAAGGAUAGGAUCUCUACCAUCCAAGUAUUCGUCGCAUUGAACCUGGUGACCUUCAUCGGGAUCCUUUUCCUUACUCUGCUGUUGUUUAGUGGCACUAAUCGCUUGACGGUGCUCGGGUGGAUCUGCGUCGGCUUCUCCAUCAGCGUUUACGCUGCUCCCAUGAGCACCAUUAGGCGUGUUGUGCGCACGAGGAGCGUGGAGUUUAUGCCGGUGAACGUCUUGGUGUGCCUCACGUUGAGCGCAGCCAUAUGGUUCGGCUACGGUGUGUUCACCAAGGACGCAUUCAUCUCGAUUCCUUGCAUUCUGGGAGUCAUCUUUGGAAUCGGGCAAAUAGUGGUGUACGUGAUUUACAAGAAGAAGGGGAACGCCGUGGAGCCAGCGGAGCCCGAGCACAUCGUCGAGGUGGCAGAGCCGGCCCCAGCCCAGGCUGCGGAGGCGCAGGUCGCCGCGGAAGGGAGCGACCACGAGGACGGCGAGGGCGGCGCCCAGGAGUCGGCUGCCGCGGCCGAGCACAUCACCAAGAUCGCGGAGCACGUGGCCCAGAUCGCGGAACAUAUCGUGAAGCUCGCGGAGAUAACCCCGAUGUCCCCGACGCAGGAGGAGAGGAAGGCAGCGGCGGAGGAAGGCGAGAGCAGCGCCGUGGAAACGGUGGUGCCCGAGAACGUUAUCGACAUCCCGGCUUCUGAGAUGAACGGUCGUGACGAGUAG
Molecule: messenger RNA, 1275 nt
Organism: Musa acuminata AAA Group (dessert banana)
Lineage: Eukaryota; Viridiplantae; Streptophyta; Magnoliopsida; Zingiberales; Musaceae
Product: bidirectional sugar transporter N3-like
Exons: 6
Coding region: 1-1275 (424 amino acids)
Biological process (GO): carbohydrate transport
Cellular component (GO): membrane
Molecular function (GO): sugar transmembrane transporter activity
Source: RefSeq, a predicted model, not a curated record